GGUUCUUGGCUCUUCAAUGCGUUGUGAUAUAAAGUCUUGUCGUUGAUAAUCGCAACGCAUCUCUUCUCACCAUCAUUCCGCCAAAAGUCGAACUGUCGUCCUGACCGUUCCGCUCGCCACCAAGCAAUCAUGUCCACCGCCCCGCAUAAAUACGCUGGUUCAGGCGCCGACAAGUCCGGACUGGCUACCUACGAGAGUGUCGCUGCUCACUCUGAUCGCUCUGACGAAGAGCGGGGUACAAAGGGAGUAGGAGUCGAGCACGAUGAGCUCGGCGUAUCCGUCGUCGAUAAGAAUGAUACUUCUGUCAAGGCGAUCAUUGAGGGAAAAGCUGGGAAGCCGUUGACAAACUUUGAGCGAAAGGCUGCUUUGAUCAAUGCGGAGAUCAACAAGUUUGGCUUUGGAAGGUAUCAGAUAUGUAUUUGGUUCUUAUGCGGGUUUGGAUACUUUCUCGAUCUCGCGUGGUCCCAGGGUGUUGGUCUCGCAGCGUCUGCCAUCUACCAGGAAAUGGGAGUACCUGCAGGCAAGCAGGGCAUCAUCUACAGUUGUGCCAAUGCUGGCCUUGCUUUCGGAGCCCUUUUCUUUGGCCUGCUCGUCGAUGUGAUCGGUAGACGAUGGGCCUUCAACUUGACAUGCCUCAUCACCUCAUUCUUUGGCCUCCUUCUCUCUGCACCAAAGUUCAACUAUCCCGCCAUCUGCGCCAUCUAUUUUCUCUCUUCUCUCGGACUCGGCGGCAACAUUCCCAUCGACGCCACCAUCGCCCUCGAGUUCCUUCCCCAGAACCGCCGUUUCCUCGUCGCCCUCCUGUCCAUGUGGCAGCCCAUUGGCGUCGUCGUCGCCUCUGCCAUCGCAUUCGGCACAGCCGCCAGAUACCGAUGCGAUACCGAUCUCGAUUCGUGCAAGAAUGUAGCCGACGGCGAAGCCUGCUGUUCUGUCUCAAGCAACAUGGGCUGGCGGUACGAAUUCAUCAUUCUCGGGUGUAUGACGCUGCUCGUGUUCUUCGUCCGAUACUUUAUCUUUACGUUCCACGAGUCCCCCAAGUUUCUCCUCAGCAAAGGCAGAUAUGAGGAGGCCAUCGAGGUCUUGCACAAGAUUGCAGCGUUCAACAAGAUGCCUCCGCCGACACUUACGGCGGAGCAGCUGUAUGCGAUCGAUCGAGAGCACAAUAUCAAUGCCCCGACCAAUAUGGCAACUGCGAAGCAUGUCUGGACGCAUCGUGUACUGGGCAGCUUCAAACAUCUCAAAGGGCUCUUUACCAACCGGCUCCAGAUGUUCAUUUUCGCAUUACUCGCCGUAGCUUACAUGGGCGACUAUUGGUCUUUCAACCUCGCAGGCUCUUUCCUUCCCAUUGUCCUUCUCAACCACAACGUCUCCGAUGGCGCCACCACAGUCACCGAAACCUACCGCCAAUACGUCUACAUCUAUCUUCCCGGCAUCAUCGGCGCCAUCCUCGCCCUUUUUUCUAUUCAGCUGCCGUUGGUGGGCAGGAAAUGGUCGCUAGUGUUCUCGGCGGCGAUGCAGGGGCUUUCGAUGGCGAUGUAUACACAGGUGAGGACGACGGCUGGAUAUGUGGGCCUAAAUGCCUUGGAGUAUGUCAUGCAGACUUACUUCAAUGCGGUGCUGUAUUCCUCGGCGCCAGAGCUGUUUGAUACCACGUACCGUGGAAGCGCGAGCGGUAUGCUCUCUUGCCUGGGACGUCUGGCAGGAAUUGUAGCUCCUUUUGCUGGUCAAAAGUACCUCGCAUCCAAUAGCUCGGGUAUCCUAUGGUUGGGCGCGGGAGGUAUCUGGCUGGCGGCGUUUGUCAUGAUCUUCCUCCCGGUCGAGAUGAGGAAUAGGCAGAUGUUCUAGAGAUUAUAAUCAUGAUCAGGCGGCGACCUGAUACAAGAAGAGAAAAAUCGAAAUUUAUCAACAAAUAAAAAAAAAAACAUGUAUUGGGACUUCAUGCUGAAGGACGGGUUGCUUCCUCUUCAGGAUAACCUGCGCAGAAUCACUUAUUGGGCACAACGGCGACGCAACCAUGCAUCAAGAGAAUACGCUGUUGGGGAAUGGGACUUGAGAAUGUUGUUGAAAAGGAUCAUACAGCGUGCUCUAGUCGUCUAGCUUGACUACUUUCCUUCAAUAUCAUGCACAUCUCCUUUACUUGAAAUCAUUG
Molecule: messenger RNA, 2149 nt
Organism: Cryptococcus amylolentus CBS 6039
Lineage: Eukaryota; Fungi; Basidiomycota; Tremellomycetes; Tremellales; Cryptococcaceae
Exons: 8
Coding region: 130-1845 (571 amino acids)
Biological process (GO): transmembrane transport
Cellular component (GO): membrane
Molecular function (GO): transmembrane transporter activity
Source: RefSeq, a predicted model, not a curated record